This is a messenger RNA of Caenorhabditis remanei, 1305 nucleotides long. RefSeq lists its product as uncharacterized. The record is from RefSeq and is a predicted model, not a curated record. The transcript has 3 exons. Gene Ontology annotation, molecular function: peptidyl-prolyl cis-trans isomerase activity; protein binding. Bases 1 to 1305 code for a protein of 434 amino acids. Lineage: Eukaryota; Metazoa; Nematoda; Chromadorea; Rhabditida; Rhabditidae.
AUGGCUGAGAAAAUCGACAUCACCCCUAAACAAGACGGCGGAGUGCUGAAACUCGUCAAGAAGGAGGGACAAGGAAUCGUCAAGCCGACGACCGGAACCACCGUCAAAGUGCAUUACGUUGGAACCCUUGAGAACGGAACGAAGUUCGACUCAUCCCGCGAUAGAGGAGAUCAGUUCACUUUCAACCUCGGUCGUGGAAAUGUCAUCAAGGGAUGGGAUCUCGGAGUGGCCACUAUGACCAAGGGAGAGGUCGCCGAGUUCACGAUUCGAUCGGAUUACGGUUACGGAGACGCUGGAUCACCACCGAAGAUUCCAGGCGGUGCCACUUUGGUUUUCGAGGUGGAGUUGUUCGAGUGGAGUGCUGAGGACAUCUCGCCGGAUCGAGAUGGAACUAUUCAGAGGACUGUUAUUGUUGAGGGAUCCAAGAACUCGUAUCCGAAUGAUACCAGCAGAGUUGUAGCUCACUGCGUCGGAACCUAUCAAGGCACCGAAUUCUACAACCGCGAGGUCACCUUCCACAUUGGCGAGGGAUCCGAAGAGGGACUUCCAGAAGGUGUCGAGCGGGCUCUCCGUCGUUUCCAACUCGGCGAGAAGUCGAAAAUCGAGAUUCGCGGACACAAGUACACUUACGGAAACAAUCCGCCAGCCGGAUCGAAUAUCCCAGUCAAUGCGCCACUCGAGUUCACCAUUUUCCUUAAAGAAUUCGAAAAGGUGCCGGCCACAUGGGAGAUGAGUGCCGAGGAGAAGUUGGAGGCCGCCAAGAAUGCCAAGGACCGUGGUACGAUGUACUUGCAGAAGGGAAAUCUUAAACUGGCCUACAACAAGUACAAGCGUGCCGAGGAGGUGUUGGAAUACGAGAAAUCGACGGAUCCGGAGAAGAUGGCCGAGCGCGAGACGAUUCUCAAUGGAGCGUAUCUCAACUUGAGUUUGGUGUGCUCGAAACAAAAUGAGAAUCUGGAAUGCAUCAAGUGGUGUGAUAAGGUGUUGGAGACUAAGCCUGACAACGUGAAGGCGUUGUACCGAAAGGCUACCGCUCUUUUGACGAUGAGCGAGGUCCGUGAUGCGAUGAAGUUGUUCGAGAAGAUUGUUCAAGUCGAGCCGGAUAAUAAGGCGGCCGCUCAACAAAUCCUCGUGUGCAAGACGACAAUUCGUGAUCAGAAUGCGAAGGAUAAGAAGCGUUUCAAGAAUCUCUUCGCGAAAAUCUCGGACGAUAGGGACGAUGUGGAGGAUAAGCCGACGAACACGGUGGAGGAUGGCGAUGAGAUUGUUGCGUCGACUUCUGGAAGCUCCAACUCAAUGGCUUAA